Linum tenue is the source of this 2247-nucleotide messenger RNA. Lineage: Eukaryota; Viridiplantae; Streptophyta; Magnoliopsida; Malpighiales; Linaceae. The record is from the annotation of a GenBank genome assembly.
AUGGCAUCCACGCUGGGCGUGCUCGAAGCUCUCCUCAGAAACCCAGGCGCCAUCGCAACCAAACUCGAAGUUAAACAGCUCCUGAAAGCCCUUCUCAAGCGGCCGGGAGCAAUCACCUCCGCAUCCGAAGCCAAGCAGCUCCACGCCCAAAUCCUCAAGCACAACCCUUCUUCACCUCUUUACACAUCCACAGCCAUCUGCGUUUACUCCAACUUCAAGCUCCUGAACCAAUCCCUCUGCCUGUUCAAAACCCUACAGUCCCCGCCUUCUCUCGCAUACAAAUCAAUCAUCAAAUGCUACGCGGUGAAUGGGCGCUUUGUUGAAUCACUGGCCUCUUUCGUAGACAUGAGAGCUUCCGGUAACACCCCUGAUCACAGCGUGUUCCCUUCUGUGCUGAAAGCUUGCGCCUUUCUGCUGGAUUUGAGAUUGGGGGAGGCGGUUCAUGGGUGCAUUAUUAGGUUGGGAAUGGACGUUCAUUUGAUUACUGGGAAUGCACUCAUUAAUAUGUAUGCAAAGCUGCAGAGUUUGGCUGAGAGCGAGUGGCGGGAACGUGACAGGCGCAAGGUGUUCGAUGGAAUGUCUGAGAGGACUGUUGAUAAUCUAUUUGCAAGCCAACUUUCGCAGGAAAGCCUUGGUAGUUGCUUAGACGGUAGAAGUAGAACUGGUGCAGGAGCGGAUAGCAGCGUGAAGAAGGUAUUUGAGACGAUGACAACAAGAGAUAUCAUUUCUUGGAACACUGUAAUCGCGGGGAAUGCACAAAAUGGACUGCACGAAGAUGCUUUGGCGAUGGUUAGGGAGAUGGGAGGUGCAGGGCUGAAGCCUGACAUAUUUACUUUGUCAGCCAUACUUCCUAUCUUUGCCCAAUACGUGGAUGUUGAUAAGGGAAGGGAGAUUCAUGGUUAUGUCAUUAGAUAUGGCUUUGAUAAGGACCUUUAUGUUGCUAGCAGCUUGAUCAACAUGUACUCGAGGUGUGCUCGAGUGGAAGACUCGAUACGUGUGUUCAAGAUUACUCGUCAAUGUGACACCAUUUCUUGGAACUCGGUUAUUGCUGGUUGUGUGCAGAACGGUAUGUUUGAUGAAGGCUUGAGACUCUUCCGGCAGAUGUUGAAGGAUAAUGUUAUACCAGGGAGUGUUUCAUUCUCCAGUAUCAUGCCUGCUUGUGCUCACUUGACCACGUUGAAUUUGGGAAAGCAGCUUCAUGGAUACAUAAUGAGGUGCGGAUUUGAUGAUAAUGUUUUUAUUUCUAGUUCAUUGGUGGACAUGUAUGCCAAAUGUGGUCAUAUUAGGACCGCUGGAUGGAUUUUCGACGGCAUAAAGGGUCGUGACAUGGUAUCCUGGACAGCAAUGAUAAUGGGUUGUGCUUUACAUGGUUAUGCUGAAGAUGCCAUCUCAUUAUUCGAGCAGAUGAAAUUGGAAGGAAUUCGACCAAAUCAUGUGGCAAUCACUGCGAUCUUAACUGCCUGCAGUCAUGCUGGCAUGAUAGAUGAAGGUCGAAGAUACUUUGAUCGAAUGACUGAGGAAUAUGGUAUUAGGCCAGGGUUAGAACACUAUGCUGCAAUGGCAGACCUUUAUAGCCGGAAGGGAAAGCUGAACGAUGCUUAUCAACUCAUCAGUACCAUGACCACACCCACCGGUACGAUUUGGUCCUUGCUACUCUCGGCUUGUAGGGUCCAUAAAAAUGUCGACUUGGCUGAGAAGGUCGCAAGCAAGAUUUUCGAGGUCGAUCCAGAGAACAUUGGUGCUCGAGUUCUUCUGUCCAACAUAUAUGCAAAUGAGGGCAGAUGGAAGGAAGUUGCAAAGGUACGAAUGACCAUGAGGAAUAUGGGGAUAAGGAAAAACCCUGCUUGUAGUUGGAUAGAAGUGAAGAACAAGAUUCAUACUUUUAUUGCAGAUGAUAAGUCCCAUCCGCUGCAUGAUGAGAUAAACAAUGCUCUCUGUGAAUUGCAAGAGAAAAUGGAGCUAGCGGGGUAUGUUGCUGACACGAGUGAGGUGCUGCAUGAUGUUGACGAUGAGCAGAAGAAGUACUUGUUGUAUGGUCACAGUGAGAGACGGGCGAUAGCAUUUGGCAUCAUGAGCACGCCUGCUGGAACAACAAUUCGAGUUAUAAAGAACAUCAGAAUAUGUGUGGACUGCCAUACAGCGAUAAAGUUGAUCUCGAAGAUAGUCGGGAGGGAGAUAGUCGUCAGAGACAAUAGCCGUUUUCACCAUUUCAGAGAUGGUGAGUGCUCAUGUGGAGAAUAUUGGUGA